Messenger RNA from Microtus ochrogaster (prairie vole), 645 nucleotides. RefSeq names its product tripartite motif-containing protein 48-like. Gene Ontology annotation, molecular function: zinc ion binding; protein binding. The transcript is spliced from 4 exons. The record is from RefSeq and is a predicted model, not a curated record. Lineage: Eukaryota; Metazoa; Chordata; Mammalia; Rodentia; Cricetidae. The coding region runs from base 1 to 645 and encodes 214 amino acids.
AUGGAGUCAGAUUUCUCACGAGCCAUCACUGAAGAACUCCACUGCUCUGUCUGCCUGAGCUACCUUACAGACCCAGUCACCAUAAGCUGUGGCCACAGCUUCUGUCGAGCCUGCCUCCACCUUUUCUGGGAAGACAGUCUCCUUCCAGGCCAUUGUCCUACAUGUAGGAAAAGAACCAAGCAGAAGGACUUCAGAACCAACAUUGUUCUGAAGAAGCUGGUGUCCAUCGCCAAACAAGCCAGCCUCAAGAAGUACCUGAUUUCAGAGGAGAAUGAGUGUGUGACCCACAAGGAGCCCAAGGGGAUCUUCUGUAUGGAGACCAGGAUCUACCUCUGUCAGCUCUGCUCUGACUCCCUCAUACACAGAGAUCACAGACACGCUCCCAUUGAAGCAGCUGCUGAGGGUGAAAUGGAGAGACUUCUAAAGCAAAUGGCAUCUUUACAGGAGAAGAUCCAAGAAAUUAAAGAGAAUCUAGAGGCAGAGUGCAGAAUGAAACUUUUGUUUAGAGAUGUGGAUAAUAUAUUGAGAAGGAGUGAGGCAGUGGAGCUGAGUAUACCCCAAGCUAUGAAACCAGAACUCUCUGUCUUCCCCAUCACUGGACUGACUGAAAGUUUCAACCACUUCGAAGGUGAGUGUGAGCAAUGA